CAUUGAGGACACCAUCACCUCAGCGCGUCCUGGAAUAGUUUUGCUUUUUGCCCAGACGCACCAAGUUGCAGCUGCAGAGGCGCACUUUUCUCCGUGGCUCCUCUCUCCUCUUGCGCUCACAAUCCGACAUGGAAGAUGGUCCGUCUUCAACAAGCUGUUUCAGAAGGUUAACGGACUGUUUCCUGGGUGCAAGCUUGACAGAUGAGAAAGUGAAGGCCUACCUCUCGCUGCACCCGCAGAUGCUGGACGACUUUGUGUUGGAGAGUGUGAGUGCAGAGACGUUGGACAGAUGGCUGAAGAGGAAGACCAGCAGCAGGCCUGCAGAUGACACAUCAGCUAAAGAAGUCAGCAGGCAGUACCAGGACACAAAUAUGCAGGGUGUGGUGUACGAACUCAACAGCUACAUGGAGCAGCGCCUGGACACUGGAGGAGACAACAAACUCCUGCUCUAUGAGUUGUGCAACAUCAUCAAAACAGCAACAAAAGCUGAUGGAUUUGCACUUUACUUCUUGGGAGAAUGCAACAAUAGUUUAUGUUUGUUCACUCCAACGGGGGCCAAGGAUGGCCCUCCAAGCCUCAUCCCCUCAGGCCCCAUUGCAUUUGGGACAACCAUUGCCGCUCAUGUUGCCAAGACUCGCAAAACACUGCUAGUAGAGGACAUCAUGGGGGACGAGCGCUUCCCCGACGGCACAGGGCAGGACUCAGGGAUCCAUGUUCACUCUGUCCUGUGCCUCCCCAUCCUCACUGCCAUCGGGGACCUCAUUGCCAUCCUGGAGCUGCAUCGGCACUGGGGCAAGGAGCCCUUCAACCUCAGCCACCAGGAGGUUGCAACAGCUAAUUUAGCCUGGGCGUCAGUUGCCAUUCAUCAAGUACAGGUGUGCAGAGGCCUCGCCAAACAGACUGAGCUCAAUGACUUCCUACUAGAUGUGUCAAAAACAUACUUUGAUAACAUUGUGGCAAUAGAUUCUCUACUUGAACAUAUUAUGAUAUAUGCAAAAAACCUGGUGAAUGCGGACAGGUGCGCACUCUUCCAGGUAGAUCACAACAACAAAGAACUGUACUCUGACCUGUUUGAUAUCGGGGAGGAGAAAGAAGGCAAACCUGUCUUUAGGAAAACCAAAGAAAUUAGGUUUUCUAUAGACAAGGGAAUAGCUGGCCAAGUGGCUCGGACAGGGGAGGUCUUAAAUAUCCCAGAUGCCUAUGCAGACCCACGGUUCAACCGUGAGGUGGACCUGAAAACCGGCUACACCACGCGGAACAUCCUGUGCAUGCCCAUCGUGAGCAGGGGGACCGUUAUAGGUGUGGUGCAGAUGGUGAACAAGCUAAGCGGAAGUGCCUUCACUAAAACAGAUGAGAACAACUUUAAGAUGUUUGCUGUCUUUUGUGCUCUGGCCUUACACUGUGCAAAUAUGUACCACAGGAUCCGGCACUCUGAAUGCAUUUACAGAGUGACGAUGGAAAAACUGUCUUAUCACAGCAUCUGCACAUCAGAGGAAUGGAAGACCCUGACCCAGCUCAACCUCCCCACACCCAUUUAUAAAGAGAUCGAAAUGUUCCACUUUGACAUCAGUCCCUUUGAGGAGAUCUGGCCCGCUGUCUUUAUCUACAUGGUUCAUAACUCCUGUGGAAAGACCAGCUUUGAGCUGGAGAAGCUCUGCCGGUUCACCAUGUCUGUACGGAAGAACUACCGACGUGUGCCCUACCACAACUGGAAGCAUGCAGUGACGGUGGCACACUGUAUGUACGCCAUCCUACAGAAAACAUCUGGGAUCUUCACAGAGCUAGAGAAGAAAGGUCUGUUGAUAGCCUGUCUGUGCCAUGAUCUGGACCAUCGGGGGUACAGCAACGCCUACCUGCAGAAGUUUGACCAUCCGCUGGCUGCUCUGUACUCCACCUCCACCAUGGAGCAGCACCACUUCUCUCAGACUGUCUCCAUCCUACAGCUGGAAGGGCACAAUAUUUUCUCCAACCUGAAUUCCAUCGAGUACGAGCAGGUGCUGGAGAUCAUCCGGAAGGCGAUCAUCGCCACAGACCUCGCCCUGUACUUCAACAACCACCAGCAGCUGUCGGAGCUGCUGACCUGCGGCGGGCUGGACUUUAACAACCACUCACACAGGGACCGUGUGAUUGGUCUGAUGAUGACAGCAUGUGACCUGUGCUCUGUUACUAAGCAAUGGCAAAUCACACGACUCACAGCCAACGACAUCUAUGCUGAGUUCUGGGCUGAGGGAGAUGAGAUGAAGAAGAUUGGGAUACAGCCGAUCCCUAUGAUGGACAGAGACAAGAAGGCCGAAGUUCCCCAGGGCCAAGUGGGAUUCUACAAUGCUGUUGCAAUUCCGUGUUACACGACACUAUCUGAGCUCUUCCCUCCAUCCGGUCCUCUUCUAAAAGCCUGCAAGGAGAACCUGGGCCAGUGGGAGAAGAUAGCACGGGGAGAGGUGGAGGACGUAGUGCCCAGUCGACCUUGCGAUUCAGGCCCUGUCAAGGUGGACAACUGACUACCAAAGGGGUUGCUGGCCCACCAAAGGAGUACAACCUGAAUCCUGCCACGGACCUGGAACUUUGUAGGAGGAAGAGCCCACAUCCUGUGUUAGCAGGAGACAGAUCAGCUAAAGGCGACUUGACUUUGAAAACACACAGUUACCUCAUUGGGUGACGGAGGUGUCAACACUGGCGGUUUCACCGAUCCCAGAGACUGACAGACAGCUGAUGGGGCUGAGGGACUUCAACCCAUCACCCUGCGUCCACUCAGCUUGGGAAUUCAUUUGGUAGAUUGGACUUGUGCCGUUUUGGUUGUUUUAGUUUGGCUGUUUUAUGUUUUUUUUUUUUUUUUUUCUUUUUAUGGUCUUGUAUUUGCAGAGGCCUUACUCUGAACCUUUCACAGGCUAGGUUAUGUGAAAUCUUGUUGUCGGUUCAGGCUUUUUUGAAAAUGGUACUGUUUGCCUUCUGUGGUAGGUUUAUCGUACGCGCACUACUUCAGCAAGGUGUUCCCAGAGACAGAAGGAAUGUGUAGAGCAGAUGUAUGGUGUAAUGCCACCUUAUUGAGAAGGUGGGUGUCAGAAUGUUUUUUUAUUACUUUUUGAGCAAAAAUCCUUUGCAGUACUUGAAUAAAGAGAUACAGCCUAUUCUAUGUGGAAAUUGCAGAAAUCCUCCCCCCCCCCACACACACAGCAUAUUCUACUAAACGUGGAUGAACUGCGAUGAGAGGAGUUAGAUAAUGUUGACACUUGUGAACACAAGUCACAAGAGAGUCACAAUGUUUCUCCCUGAAGUGGACCCCCCACAGCACUGCCCCCCGGCUCCCCCUGGCAUUUAGGAACCUGCUGCAUAGUACAUCAACUUUUCCUCUGAUCAACAGGAUCUGACCCCAGGCCAGCAGUCAUAAUGUUUGUAGGACGGAGUUCACGAGACAAAAAAAA
Seriola dumerili (greater amberjack) is the source of this 3419-nucleotide messenger RNA. It is a transcript of the gene pde10a, whose product is annotated as phosphodiesterase 10A. Gene Ontology annotation, molecular function: protein binding; 3',5'-cGMP-stimulated cyclic-nucleotide phosphodiesterase activity. Lineage: Eukaryota; Metazoa; Chordata; Actinopteri; Carangiformes; Carangidae. The coding region runs from base 129 to 2498 and encodes 789 amino acids. Gene Ontology annotation, biological process: negative regulation of receptor guanylyl cyclase signaling pathway; signal transduction. The record is from RefSeq and is a predicted model, not a curated record. The transcript is spliced from 22 exons.